Anopheles nili is the source of this 873-nucleotide messenger RNA. RefSeq lists its product as uncharacterized. Bases 1 to 873 code for a protein of 290 amino acids. The record is from RefSeq and is a predicted model, not a curated record. NCBI's taxonomy places the organism in Eukaryota, Metazoa, Arthropoda, Insecta, Diptera, Culicidae. The transcript is spliced from 2 exons.
AUGCUGAACCCAGAUGACCUCAACGAUGAACAGCAGCCAUCGCGAAGCAGCCAUGAAAGCCACCGGCAAGGCAGUGUCCCUGAGCCUAACACCGCUUGGAUACACGAAAUGUUCAAGCAGCAACAGUGCAUCCUACACCAACAGCAGGAAGCAUUUUUGAAGCAGCAAGAAAGUUUUCUAACGCGUAUGAUGUCGUCCAUGAAUAUGCGUGAAUCGACCGGACCGGAAUUCCUGAUUGACUCGUUGGCGAAUCAUGUGACGGAAUUUCGUUAUGAUCCGGAGGAGAACGUUACGUUUGCUGCAUGGUACAGGCGUUUUGAGGGGCUUUUUGAAAAAGAUGCUGCAAAAUUGCCGGAUGAUGCCAAGGUGCGAUUGUUAUUGCGUAAACUUGGUGUGGCGGAACAUGAGCGAUACAACAACUAUAUACUGCCCAAAAAUCCAGGUGAUUUUGGUUUCGCGGAAACCAUAGUGAAGUUGCGGGCACUGUUUGGUUCAAAGGAGUCGGACGUCAGCAAAAGAUACAAGUGUUUUCAGUUGCAAAAAACACGCACAGAGGACUAUGUUACGUUUUCAUGCCGGAUAAAUAAGGCUACGCUAGAGGCGGAACUAGCCGGGCUCAGCGAGGAAACAAUGAAGUGUUUGAUCUUUGUGUGUGGUCUGAAAGACGAAGAAGAUGCCGAUGUGCGUAUGAAACUGCUGAGCCGUAUGGAAGAAAAAAAGGAUGUUACGCUUGCGCAACUAUCAGAGUUGGGUGAAAAGUUGGCGAAUCUUAAGAAAGAUACAACUUUGCUCGCGGGAGAAAGGAAAGUCCAGUUGAUUGGCGAAGAAAAGUGUCGAAGCCCGAAGGGAAGGAUAUUUUUGCAAGUUUGGUGA